Amaranthus tricolor (Joseph's coat) is the source of this 663-nucleotide messenger RNA. RefSeq names its product 60S ribosomal protein L37-3. Gene Ontology annotation, cellular component: cytosolic large ribosomal subunit; ribosome. Gene Ontology annotation, biological process: translation. Gene Ontology annotation, molecular function: RNA binding; structural constituent of ribosome. The record is from RefSeq and is a predicted model, not a curated record. The transcript has 4 exons. Lineage: Eukaryota; Viridiplantae; Streptophyta; Magnoliopsida; Caryophyllales; Amaranthaceae. Bases 154 to 441 code for a protein of 95 amino acids.
AACCCGGCCCACUACAUCCCACAUUGUCCUGGCGUCCUGCCCCCAAAGAUAACCCAUCAAAACCCUAAACGUAUUAAUCACACACUAUAACGCCGCUCACAUUUCCUCUUUUCUCUUUCGCCAUUUCAUUGUUCUGCUUCUUCUACUUCUGCAAUGGGUAAAGGAACAGGAAGUUUUGGAAAGAGGAGGAACAAGACUCAUACUUUGUGUGUGAGAUGUGGUCGCCGUAGUUUCCAUCUUCAGAAGAGCCGUUGCUCCGCUUGUGCUUUCCCUGCUGCUCGCACUCGCAAAUAUAACUGGAGUGUGAAGGCAAUUAGAAGAAAGACUACAGGAACUGGCCGCAUGAGGUAUCUUCGCAAUGUUCCACGUCGUUUCAAGACUGGUUUCAGAGAAGGCACUCAAGCUGCACCUAGGAAGCAAGGAGCUGCUGCAUCUGCUUAAAGUGAGCUGUGGAGGUGUUGAUUUUGGUACUUUUCGGGCAUUAACUCCAUUUUUGCAUCAUUGAAGUGUUGGAACUAGCCCUUUAUAUCUUUGAACUAGCUUUCUAUUUUGAGACAGUAAUUGUGAUAAGAAUGAUAUUACUGGGUUUUUCAAUUCAGUACAUUGUAGUAGACAUUUUAUAUAUUUUGAGGCCAAAAGAUGAGAUUUUGAUUAGCUUCUACA